AUGUUAAUUACGCACAUGGAUGAGCGCCAAGACACACAAAGCGAGGCAAGCCAACAGACCAGAUAUGACAGAACAUCAUAUCCUAUCAUGUCUAGGAACAGCAUCAAUAGCAUACCGAACGACAGGGGAAGCAUCUCUGGCAAUGAGCCUCGCUACGCAAUUCAUACAUUCUCCAGCCGUGGACACGCAGGUUUGCCUUGCAGCUUAGAAAGGCAAAACUUUUCAUCGACCCCUUCGGGUCAACCUACUUGCAACGGCUCCCCCCGUGGAGGACGACAAAAUCGAACCGAAAAACGAAGACCAAGUCAAAGUUCAGAUGACACCUCUGUAUUCUCCAGUGGUGCGGGCAAUGCAGCCGAGCCCGGAACCUCGUCACAAGCCACCUCGGUUCACGAAGAGGAGGGCGACAAGCCGAACCUACAAACACAACAAGAGGAAGAUGGUCUGAAGGAGCCUGUCCAAGAAAUGGGCGGAGAGAAUUCUGAUUCUGGCCUUGAAAUUGAGGGCUCGACUUCGAGUCCCGGUGACGCGACACCAAAACCCAAUCCACCAAAUGGCACUUGCACACAACAGAAAGAGCAACCUGAGAAGGAAGUUGUCACAAAUCCGGAUCCUGCACCUGAGCCAAAAUCGCCUGUCGAAGUUGAAGGCGACCCAACUCCGGGUCCCGCUAAUGAUGGGACGCCCUCAGGCCAGCCUGGCCCAGCCUCAAAAUCUACUAGCCGACAGAAGAGUAUGUCAUCAUCUCGGUUUUUUGUAAACCCUAAAAAGCGCCAAUUCGGCCAUGACGGUGGCACAAAACCCCUCGGGGAGGGUCUGGUAGAAGUGAAACCUCAAAUUACUUGGUCGCUGGACGCCAAGCGAAAUUUCGAGGAGUCGCUCGACUGA
Messenger RNA from Penicillium cataractarum, 888 nucleotides. RefSeq lists its product as uncharacterized. Bases 1 to 888 code for a protein of 295 amino acids. The record is from RefSeq and is a predicted model, not a curated record. The transcript has a single exon. Lineage: Eukaryota; Fungi; Ascomycota; Eurotiomycetes; Eurotiales; Aspergillaceae.